AAAAAGUAUUGCUAUUUUUUUUCUUUCAUAAAAUUAGAACUUUUUUUCCCCGAUAAUAGAUGUCCCCAGUGACUACAGUCCACCACGCAAAAGUGAAAUUAUUGAUUUGGAUCUUCGUGCUAAUUCGUGUUUCAUUCGGAUCACCAAUUUCACAUUCGAUUGGUUCUGUUUCAUCAUGGAAGGGAUGUCAUUUGUUAUCUGCAUCGCGCGCGGUUUAGUUUAAAGCGUGUGAAUUUGUAGAAUUUAAGGUAAAAUAAGAAAAACUCUGUGAAAAUGAACGGCAAAUUAGCGGCCGGAAUAUCCCAUGAUAGUUUAACUGAAGAACUUUUAAAUCCCUUCGUUCAUCGCCUGGAAUUGGAUACGACAUAUGAAAAAAUUAAAACCGCAGUGUUAACAGUAGUUUUAUUACCGAUAAGAGUUUCGAUAAUUUGUUUCUUCCUCAUAUCCGGAUGGCUGUUGGCCUGCAUAGGACUCUGGGGACUCACAGAAGAGGACCUCCGAGCCAAACCUUUGUCAGGAUGGAGGAGGAAAUUGACACCGAUUUUGUGCUUUCUGGGCAAGAGCACGUACCGAGCCGGGGGCAUGAAUGUAGUGAUAAAGGGCCAGCAAGCCAGUCGUAGCGAGGCCCCCAUACUUGUGAUAGCCCCCCAUUCCACGUUUCUGGACGGUGGAAUUAUCUACGCCACUGGCUUUCCCUCCAUUAUUGUGAGACGAGAGAGCGGUACAAAUCCGUACAUCGGAAAAUUGAUUAACUUCACACAACCCGUUUACGUGUGGAGGGACGACCCAGACUCGCGUCAAAACACGAUCAAAGAGAUCAUCAGUAGGGCAACCUCUGACCUGGACUGGCCGCAGAUUUUGAUUUUCCCAGAAGGGACGUGUACGAAUAGGUCGUGCUUGAUUACCUUCAAGCCAGGUGCGUUCUAUCCAGGCGUUCCCAUCCAGCCUGUCUGUAUCCGAUACCCAAACAAACUGGAUACGGUGACAUGGACCUGGGAAGGACCGAGCGCGCUAAAACUACUCUGGUUAACGUUAACUCAACCUUACAGCUACUGCGAAAUUGAAUUUUUGCCCGUUUAUCAGCCAAGUGAAGAGGAGAAAAAGGACCCGAAGUUGUUCGCAAACAACGUGCGAGCUGUUAUGGCCAAGGCUUUGGGGGUCCCGGUAUCGGACUACACGUAUGGAGAUUGCAAGUUAAUGGCAAGAGCCAAAGAAAUGAAUCUGCCAAAUUCCACGUCUUUGGUUGAAGUCCAGAAAAUGAGACACAGAUUAAAUUUGCAUCAGUCCAACGUGGAAGAAAACCUACUCAACUCAAACAUACUGUGUCAAAACUGCAACAAAGUGACUUUCACUGAAUUCUGCAAAUUGCUAAAUUUGUCGCCAAACGAUCACUGUACCCAGCAUUUGUUCAAACUCUACGAUAAGAACUGCAGCGGUGCCAUCGAUUUCCGGGAUUACCUCCUAGGAGUGUUGGCAUUGUCAAAUAGCCGAACAACUCUUGAUGCUGUUAAAUUAGCUUGUAAGAUUUAUGAUAGUAGUGGCUGUGGGCGCCUUUCGGCGGAAGACUUCAGCCGAGCUCUUUUCCACACGUUAGCCAUCAACAAAGAGUACGCUUUCGAGAUAUUCGAACAAGUAGACAAAAAUAAACUUGGGUACAUUACAUUCGACAAUUUCCUCGCAUAUGCAGAGAAGAAGGCUGAAUUCGCGAGUUUGUUCAGUUUAAGUCGGGAAGAGAAAUUAAUUCCGACUUCGCGAAACGGUGAGAUUUGCCCCAACGAUUUCUCGAAGAAAGUGGACUGAUGUUUGGACGUUCCUCAAGUUUAAGUUUCUUGAAACCAGUCGGCAAGACAACGGGAUAAAAACGUGCUAAGACGAGAAGACAAAACUGAUGAUCUGAUAUUUUUACGUAUAUUGCUGUAGCAUAUUUAGCUUAAUAUUUUCAAGUUAACCAAUAGCGUGAUAGCGAUUGAUUUAGUAGACGAGAAAAUAUUUAUUUAUUUAUUUGUUGUAAAUAUAAUUUGUAUAGACAAUACAAGGCGUUUUCUAUUUUGUACCAUCGACUUACUUUCGUAAUAUUAACCAUAAGAACCGUUUUUUAAUGAAAAAGUCAAUAAAACUUUUGAAUAUUAUAGCUAGCUGUUAAAUACCUGUUUUCAUAUAAAUAAUAAAACCAAAAAUUUCGA
Molecule: messenger RNA, 2183 nt
Organism: Tribolium castaneum (red flour beetle)
Lineage: Eukaryota; Metazoa; Arthropoda; Insecta; Coleoptera; Tenebrionidae
Gene: LPCAT
Product: Lysophosphatidylcholine acyltransferase
Exons: 10
Coding region: 274-1800 (508 amino acids)
Cellular component (GO): endoplasmic reticulum
Molecular function (GO): lysophosphatidic acid acyltransferase activity; calcium ion binding
Source: RefSeq, a predicted model, not a curated record